Messenger RNA from Wyeomyia smithii (pitcher-plant mosquito), 10905 nucleotides. It is a transcript of the gene DIP2, whose product is annotated as disco-interacting protein 2. Lineage: Eukaryota; Metazoa; Arthropoda; Insecta; Diptera; Culicidae. The coding region runs from base 569 to 9262 and encodes 2897 amino acids. The record is from RefSeq and is a predicted model, not a curated record. The transcript has 18 exons.
UUUCAGUGCAUCGGAGUCUUUCGACGCGAUCGGUUCGACGUUUUAAAGUUUCAGUUCUGCUACAGGUGGUCCUGUUUUGAGAUCUAGUGACAAUUCGGUACCGUAAGUCGCUUCGUGUUCGCCUGCACGAAGAGUGUGUAACAAGCACAAAGGAAUUAUCUGUGAGGAUAUUUGAAUGUUGAAUUCGGGAUCCUGGAAUUCAAUUCAGGAGGCAAAAUGUAGAAGUGCCUAUUUAGGUUCUAGUGGUAGGAGCAAUAUAUAUCAAAGUAAUCAACUGUACCUCAGCGUUGGAACCGAGGAUAAAAAAUGAAUUCAAAGAUCAACUUGAUGAAUCGUGCUACGUGAAGUGAUUUUUUUAUGUUAUUUAUUGAAUCGGAUGAAGAUUGUGCAAUUGAGCUUAGCAGUUUAAAGAUUAUUUAAGCUGCUCAAUUGAAGAUGAAAUCUUCGUUUGAAUUCAGUCUACGACGCAGCCGCCGUGAAAUGACAAACCACGAUGAUAAGGUGUGAAAACUCGAUGUUUUGUAGAAAUGAAAGAGGCGUGCGCGAGUGUGUGAAUGUGUAACCCAACAUGAAGCCGAUCACUUUCGAAUCUAUCCGGAAUUUGCUCAAGACAAAGAAAAAGCAAAAAGAUAAGUCCAGUAUCGAUCAAAGUUUCAAACGGAGCGACUCGUUCAAGCGCAUCAGCAUACGUAAAAGUUACUUGGAGCGUGGCCGGAAACGCAAUGCUGCCGCAGUGCUACGAAGCUCCACCAAGAAUCUGGUUAACAUCAAUGAGUUCGAAAACCAGGCCAAGGUGAUUAAACAACCGGAUAAGCUGGUUAAAACAUCGAAUAACAAUGAAGCUGGCAGUUCUACCGGUCCGAAGGAAGCUUCUUUUCGUCCAGUACACGAGCUAUCGUUCGAAGAGAAAUUGGAAUCCAACGACGCUUCUUUGGAUGAAAAAAUACGUGCCCUACAAGAAAUCAACGAUCGUUACAUCAGCGAGAAUCAAAACCUUAUCGAAAAAAGUUACGAGGUUACUAAACAUGUGGAGAAAGUAAAAAUUAAAAAACCCCCAAGACCAUCGAAACAAGGGCUUCAAAAAUCCCGUGAGAAUGAAGGACAAACAUCAAUUUCAACCGAUCUUAAAGCUCGAAGCACGGAAUCCGUCAAUACACCUCCAGUUACCUCCAGUGACACUUUGGAAUCAACCCGUGCUAAAAACAUUUCCCACGUGAGCAUUACAACUGCAGAUGUAAUUCCUGAGGAAGAUGAGAGUACAAUUUAUUCUUACGAACCGGAGUCUCAGUCUAUGAGCCGCAAGACCGACGAUUUGGACGACAAAUCUUUUUACAGCAUCAGUACUUUUACCAUUGAAAGUAACACCAUGAACAAUACCAAUGCCUCUUCCAAGAGAUCCUUUCGUAGUAACUUCAGCACAUCGACAGCUACCAAGGAGCUGCCAACAUUGGUAACAAUCAAAACGUAUUGUGAACCGAACGCAUCUGUUCAAUCGACGACUCACGUGAACGAAAAGUAUUUAGAAACUAGCUUUGACAGCUAUCCAGAGGAUACACUAACCCAAAAGCCUGAGAUUCUCUCGAAAAAAGCAGCAAGCUUAAACAAAGCAUCCCAUCCUAGCAAUAAAGGUAAUACAAAUACCAAAACAUCCUCCCUAAAAGACUCUCGCCCGAAAAUCAAUACACAAACUUUCAAAAUGAUUCGUAGUAAAUCCCGCGAGGGGAUUGUUAUACGGAUUCCGGCUAUCGAUGGUGAUCCGCUUCCAGCAGUGAAGCAAACUAAAGAACACGAGAAUCAAGAGACGGAAAAUUUGAACCGACAACUUAGUAACGACUCGGCCCUGGACCUCAUAGACGUCGACAUAAAAGUAGACGAAAAAGACAUGCAAAACAGAAAUACGGUUGAGCUUAAAAAUCAGGUAAAUAAAUAUAAAAAGAAGCUAAGGAAAUCCGGUGGUAAAACUGCAACGUUGGAUCUAGGAGACUGUAGUAACAGCACAUUUAAAAGUCAUGAACAUUUCGAGUUAGAACGGAGUUAUACGUCAAAAGAGCGACCGGAACCAAAGUUUAUCUUUCCCAGUAAUUAUUUUGAAGAAGAGAACAACAUUUUCUACGAUCAAACAGUGUAUGACGACACAGAGAUUGCUUCGCCAGAAAACAGCAUUCCCUAUGCUUUACGAAUUAAAGAAAAUCCCUUUACUAAAAAUAAAGAGUUUUACUCAAUCAACACCGGCCGCAUUUGGAAACAACUCAACCUUGGGCAAGAAGAAGAUCUGUCUAUUCUCUCAGCAGCCCCUCGUAUUCCUGUACCGAAAACAAAAAACGAAUCUUUCAAAUCGAUGUCCUCAAGAGACUCGGGAUUUAGUUUAACCUUAACGAAACCGAAAAACCUAUUUCGUCGAAAAUCGAAAAAGGCUACUUUACUGCAACGCAGAAAACCCAAAUUGGCUGUAAGUAAGGAUGGUUAUUUCAAGCGCGUCAUGGUGGUACAGAGGAAUUCCUCUAAGAAAAAGCGCUCAAUUAGGAAAACACGCAUGCAGAGUAAAGAUAUUUUUCGAGAGCUGUACGACGAAAACUGGACGAAGCUGGAUGAUGAUUUUACCGAUCAACAAGCACCGGACUUCGCGAGGGAUUUCGAAAACUUUUGCAAUAAUCGACGGUAUCAUCAGCGGAUCGAUGAUCUUGAAGCGUUUUACGAGGAACAUUUGAAAAGACUAAGGCAUUAUUAUAUCCAAAAGAAAAAAAUGAACGAAGCCGCAAUUAAGGAGUUUUAUAGAGAUUAUAACGGGGAGAAUUUAGACAACGAGAAUGACUAUUACGAUUCAUUCAUCGUGUCAAAAAAUGAUACAAUUCGGUUGAAGAAUCAUAUCCAGAGAAAGUACUUUUUGGAGAACGAAGCUGAAUCUUCUAUGGAGUUUAUGUUCCCGCAUCCAGAUAAGCGUAAAGCAAGUGCCCUGGCUGCAAAACCGAAAGCGAAAGGAAAGAAACACCUUUUUUAUGAAGUGCGACCGUACGGGAGCACUUUUGAACCCAUGAGCCCUAUGGAACUGGGAACAAGAGGAACAGAUGUGGUGAGAGAAUUGAAGUUACUCAGAUCUGCUGGUUGUGCCGCCGCUGAUUGUCGUUUGUUACCAACGGGGAAAAUUGACCGAGCAUCGGAUAAGCCACAGAAUAUAAAUGAAGGUCAAGUGAAUGAAAUCUCGCUGGCCAACGUAUUUCCGUCGGUCGAUGGAAAAAAUAUACCGAGUCGGCAUGAUAACAAUAUGGGGAAAGAAGAGCUAGACGAGGGAGAAGAAGAGUUUAGUGAAAAUGAGUUCUUGAUUAAUAGUAUCGGCGAGAACCUGUUUUGUAUACGGUGUGACAAGGCUAACAGUGAUUGCGACUGUUACGAUGACACAACGGAAACGACCAAUGAAAACAGCAAUGAUAACGAAGAAGAACAUGAGUUUCACGUACAGCGUGAGGAAGAAGACGACAAUGUACCGAAUGACGAUGAUGAUGAUGAUGAAAAUUAUUGUGAUGUGCAUGAAUUUAACGAUAUCAACAUAGUGCAUGUGAAUCAUAAGAAAAAAGUGAAAAGGAAAAAAUCAAAGAAACGUGUGCGGAAAAAUCACUCCACUUUGAGACGAGGCAGCUACUGGGGUGAUAUCACUCAAAAGGGAUACGAGAAAAAAAGGACAAGACUGUUGCAGCCAUAUUUAACCAAAAAUGCACAACAAGGUGGAAACAAUGGUGGCGGUGGCGGUGGCGGUGGCAGUAAUAACCCAGGCUACGUAAAUGAUAUUCAAUCGCACCUGCAUCAUCCUUCAUCCCAGCAAAAGCAGAAUAUUUUUACCUCAUCCGGAAGUGGCGGUGGUGGUGGUGGUGGUGGUGGUAGUAGGGAACGUAACGAUCGCGCUAACAGUAGUCAUCACCAUCAACAACAGCAGCAACUACAACAAAACCGUACCCGACGCAGUACCCAGCGGAGGGUUACUCACAAUGAAAAACGAUAUCAUUCAGCUGCUGGACGGCCAGAUGUGCACACCGACGAUCCAAGCUCACAACGAGUGCGGCCGGUUCAGCACCACAUUUCUCCGUCGUCUACCUCAUCCGGAUCGUCCUCUUCCGAACUGCAGAAAAAAGACGUGCCAUCGCUAAAUACUAACUUCAGUAACCUAGCACUACACUCACCUGCAAUAGUAGCCGCCGCAGCCGCGCUAUCGAAAUCCCCGUCCAAAACGGCAAUUGUUUCAACCUCAACAGUAGCGAGCAGCGAACAUGUGGAGCCCGCGGAAACCCAUGUGAUAAUGCGACAGAAACAUCAACAGUAUUUACGGCCGCCGGCUCCAACACAGACGUCAGUCAUGUCUGAGAGCAAUCCUGGACAAACAUUGCCACCUCCGCUAGAAACUAGCUUUGACCGAGCAAGUAAUAAUAACCAAGCGCCUUCGAACAAUAGUAGAAAUAAUAGAAGAAUUGGACGACACGAGAGUCGCUACACCAGUGAAGUACGCCAGGAAGCUGUACAGCAAGCAUUAGCUGCAUUAAAAAAUCGCCCCAAACCUAGCUUACCAAUGCCAUCCAAACGAAGCUCAGUGCUCAAUCGUAGCCCCGAGCGUGAUCAUGACGACACAGAUUCCAGCACCGACGACGAGUCAAUUCCCGAGGAAGGCAUAAUUGGUGGCAGAAUCUCUACACCAGAUCGCGAUAAUUACAACCUGCCACGCGACCACAUUCUUGGUCGAGAACCUAUGAAAUUGCCGUCUACGCGGGAUCAUCAUCACAUUAACCAACAGAAACAAUCCAGUCAACCAGCACCUAUAGAGCGACGACCACCCCAGAGUAUACCGACAUCAAACACCCAACAUGCCACCCUAUCCGAUACCUCAAGUGCAGGAUCACCUCCAGCAGUGCAUCGUACCUACUACAACCAAAAAAAUAGCUACGACAUAACGGAUAUCUCAGAGUAUCAGCCACGACCGUAUGCUGCCCCAGACAUCACACAAUUCAGUGCCAAUACACGGCGAGGUGCAGACCGGGUUACACGGUACGUCAACUUGUCCAAUCAAGAACCCGGCGACACCAGCACUGCCGGAAGAUGGAAAGUGUCCGCCAAGAUUCAGCAGUUGCUGAAUACCUUGAAACGGCCGAAACGGCGACCGCUACCAGAAUUUUACGAAGACAAUGACAUCGAGCUUGAAAUUGCAGCUAACCCGAAGGAUCCUAAUGCUCCAAAACCAGAAGGUAGUGUCAUGACCGCUGUACAGGGAGAACAAUUGAUCGUCCCAUCGGGUCUGCCUCGAACACUGGAGGCUGCUCUUCAACGGUACGGAACCAGUUCGUUCAAAGCUCCGAUGGCUACUGUGUUGGAUCCUAACGGAAAAAUGACAACCACUUUAACCUACGGAAAACUACUAUCACGAGCGCAAAAAAUCGCCUACGCCCUUUCGACGAAAGUAUUUAGCAAAGGGCCCGAGCAGAUAUCUCUCAAACCGGGUGAUCGUGUAGCGCUUGUCUAUCCUAACAGUGAUCCACUGAGCUUCCUAACUGCUUGGUACGGUUGCAUGUUUCGUGGACUGGUCCCAUUGCCAAUUGAGUUGCCACUGUCCAGCUCGGACUCUCCGCCGCAACAGGUAGGCUUUCUACUGAGCUCAUGUGGAGUGCAGGUUGCCCUAACCUCGGAAGCUUGUCUGAAGGGUCUGCCAAAAUCAUCCACUGGCGAAGUGGCCAAACUUAAAGGGUGGCCACGGUUGCAUUGGUUUGUCACCGAACACCUUCCGAAGGUUCCGAAGGAUUUCAAUACCAAUAACAAUCGCAUAAGCGAGGACUCCAUAGCUUAUAUCGAAUACACUACUGAUAAGGAAGGUAGUGUCAUGGGUGUAACUGUCACUCGACAAUCUAUGAUCAAUCACUGUCGAGCGCUAACUAUGGCUUGUCACUAUACUGAAGGGGAAACGAAUGUUUGUGUUUUGGACUUCAAAAGAGAGGUUGGCCUGUGGCACAGCAUUCUAACCUCGGUGCUCAACGGAAUGCACGUCCUGUUUAUCCCAUAUGCGUUGAUGAAACUAAAGCCUUCAUCUUGGAUGCAAUUAAUCACAAAAUAUCGUGCUUCUUGUUGUUUGGUAAAGAGCCGUGAUCUUCACUGGGGUCUGCUUGCAACCAAGGAUCACAAAGAAAUUUCACUUUCAUCACUGCGUAUGCUAUUAGUAGCAGAUGGUGCCAACCCAUGGUCCCUUUCGAGCUGUGAUCAAUUUCUUAGUGUAUUCCAAUCGAAGGGCUUACGUCCGGAUGCUAUUUGUCCAUGUGCAAGCAGUUCGGAGGUAUUUACUGUAUCACUCCGACGACCAGGGCGAUCCGCUGGAGGUUACAAUCAAUCAGCUAGCGGACGUGGUGUGCUAUCAAUGGCUGCUCUUUCACAUGGUGUUGUACGGGUCGAUAGUGAGGAUUCACUUACUUCACUUACCCUACAGGACUGCGGUCAGGUUAUGCCCAGUGCUACAAUGGUUGUAGUUAAUGCGGAAGGAUCACCGGUGCUAUGCAAAACGGAUCAAGUUGGUGAAAUUUGUGUUACAUCUGGAUCGACAGGCACUAGCUACUUUGGACUGGAUGGUAUGACAAAUUCUACCUUCAAGGUGCAACCGCUGACCGAGCCAUCGCCGGUCAAAGAAGGAGAAAUUCAAACGAUAGGCAAACCAAUAAGUGACGAAUCGUACGUUCGAAGUGGUUUGUUAGGAUUCCUAGGUCCGGGAGGUUUGGUAUUUGUGUGCGGUUCCAGGGAUGGGUUGAUGACUGUAACUGGUCGCAAACACAAUGCAGAUGACAUAAUUGCAACUGUAUUAGCCGUCGAACCUGUGCGAUUCAUCUAUCGAGGUCGUAUUGCUGUGUUUAGCAUAAAAGUACUACGAGAUGAACGAGUUUGUGUAAUUGCCGAACAACGUCCGGACUGUUCCGAAGAGGAAUCCUUCCAGUGGAUGUCCCGCGUAUUACAAGCAGUAGACUCUAUACAUCAAGUCGGCAUUUACUGUUUAGCGCUAGUUCCUCCAAAUCACCUACCAAAAACGCCGUUGGGAGGAAUUCAUUUAACUGAAGCUCGACGGCGGUUCCUUGAGGGCUCAUUGCAUCCGGCCAAUGUACUUAUGUGUCCUCAUACGUGCGUUACAAAUCUGCCUAAGCCGAGAGAACUCCACCACGGUUCUAUCCAACAACUUCAAAUUUCCGGAACCACACCAUCGUCAUCGACUUCGAUCAAUACUACCGGAACAGAUGCCUCUGUCGGCCCAGCUUCUGUGAUGGUCGGCAAUCUGGUACAAGGCAACCGGUUGGCUUCAGCCCAAGGACGCGAUAUCGGCCUGGCAGACGACAACGAGCGAAAGCAUCAGCUGAUAACCGGAGUGCUCCGAUGGCGUGCUAAUUCGUCCCCGGACCAUGUGCUAUACACUCUGCUUAAUUCGAAGGGUACUGUUGCCAAAACGCUGACCUGCUCUGAACUUCACAAACGAGCGGAAAAAAUUGCUGCCUUGCUUCAGGAGCGUGGCAAAGUAAAUCCCGGAGAUCAUGUGGCUCUAAUUUUCCCUCCGGGACUGGAUUUGAUUUGUGCAUUCUACGGCUGUCUGUAUCUUGGUGCCGUUCCAGUUACAAUACGGCCUCCCCAUCCUCAAAACCUCAUCACAACCCUGCCCACCGUACGAAUGAUAGUUGAUGUGUCAAAAAGUGGAAUCAUCCUAUCUAUUCAGAGUAUUAUCAAAUUGCUCAAAUCCCGCGAAGCGGCCACUUCAAUCGACCCGAAAAGUUGGCCGGUAAUUUUAGACAUCGAAGACAAUCCGAAGAGGAAAUUAGCUGCCAUUGCCAAUAGUACACUGGAUUCUACAGCAUAUCUAGACUUCAGUGUUUCCACCUGUGGACGAUUAAGUGGAGUUAUUAUUACACACCGAUCUCUUUCAAGUUUGUGUGCCAGCUUGAAAUUAGCCUGUGAAUUGUAUCCUAGUCGCCAUGUGGCUCUUUGCCUAGAUCCAUACUGUGGUUUAGGUUUCUCCAUGUGGACAUUGAUUAGCGUUUACAGUGGCCAUCAUUCGAUACUAAUAGCGCCGUAUGAAGUCGAAGCUAACCCUAGCUUGUGGUUGAGUACACUAUCUCAAUAUCGUGUCCGCGACACAUUCUGCUCGUAUGGUGUUAUUGAGUUGUGCACAAAAGCUUUAAGUAAUUCCAUUCAGAUGCUUAAACAACGGAACGUUAACCUUGGUUGUGUACGGACUUGCGUGGUAGUUGCGGAGGAACGGCCGCGCGUACAGUUGACGCAGCAAUUCUGCAAAUUGUUCCAAGCUUUGGGACUUAACACACGCUGUGUUUCAACGUCCUUUGGAUGUCGGGUAAAUCCUGCUAUCUGUGUACAAGGUGCCAGCUCUGCAGAAAGUGCGCAGGUGUAUGUAGAUCUGCGUGCUCUACGUAACAAUCGGGUAGCUCUCGUAGAACGGGGUGCUCCAAACUCGUUGUGCCUGGUUGAAUCAGGUAAAUUGUUGCCCGGAGUAAGAGUUAUAAUUGCUAACCCGGACAGUAAGGGUCAAUGUGGUGAUUCGCAUUUGGGAGAAAUCUGGGUCCAAUCACCGCAUAAUUCGAACGGCUACUUUACAAUCUACGGAGACGAGACCGACUACAAUGACCAUUUCAAUGCAAAAUUGGUAACAGGCUGCAGUAUCAGCGAAAGUUGGGCACGAACAGGUUACUUGGGAUUCCUCCGGCGUACCGAGUGCUCACAGGCUGGUUCAAUAUUAGACGAAACGACUCCUAGCAUUGCAAGUCGAGAUUCUGAUAACGAAUCAAUUCAUUCACAGGGUCAUAACACAUUAAAUUCGACGACAAGUUCCAAUGCGGGAACAACGACUAUUGGGGUAAGCGGUAACGAGCAGGAGUUACAUGACGCAGUAUAUAUAGUUGGUGCGCUAGAUGAAGUCAUCACGCUCCGGGGCAUGUACUAUCAUCCAAUUGACAUUGAAAACUCAGUACUGCGCUGUCAUAAAAAGAUUGCAGAAUGCGCGGUUUUUACAUGGACGAAUUUGCUUGUUGUUGUUGUGGAAUUGGAUGGAAAUGAAUCUGAAGCACUUGAUUUAGUGCCACUGGUAACCAACACUGUAUUGGAAGAACACCAACUGAUUGUUGGAGUUGUUGUAGUAGUUGAUCCUGGUGUUGUACCCAUCAACAGCCGGGGUGAGAAGCAGAGAAUGCACCUAAGAGACGGUUUCCUCGCCGAUCAGCUUGACCCCAUCUAUGUUGCCUACAAUAUGUAAAGUGCGACAACCGACGGUUGAAGGGUUGGCAUGAUCUGUGCCUCUAAUUUGUUACAAUUUUUAGAUGGCGCUUUCAUUGGGUUCUGAAAGCGCCAGUGAUAUUACUGAAAAGUUACGAACAAAAUACUAGCGGUUGUAAGAAAACCUAACGCACAUCACAUGCACACAUCCAGUCGCACGUGGCAAUAUUUGUCGCUACAAGCAAAAAGUGCAGAUUAAAUGCGAGGUGUCAUCGUUUCCACGAAGUUCAACGUACACAUCCCAACUUCUUGCUGUAAAUAUUUUGUAGGACUUCGAGACAGAGGAAAUGUUUGAUUUAUUGGAAAGCAUAAACAUGUGAAUGCCGCCGAAUUCGUGGGAAUCCUCGGAAUUAUUGAUAAUUUUUUACAAUUUAAUGGCUGUUUUCGAGGUCGAUAUUGGACCUACUUAGCAUAUUAGCAGUAAAAUAGUCUCCACAAUAUAGCAACGUUAGUAUGCUAUAGCAAUUAAACAUUUGAUUCUCUUGCACAAAUUUAUGGUUUAUUAAGUUCAGUCAACAAUUGAUUCCAGUAUUCAUUUUUACUUUUCCGUUUUGUAAAAUACAUUUCCUUUACGCCAGAUUUUAGCAAUCAUACGCGUUGUAGAUUUUAACAUCAUUAUCUAGUCUUUUCAUUUUGUUUUGUAUUUUUAACUGCAUAUGGUUCUACCUACUUGUUCAAAUACAGUGAGUUUUAAACUGUAAACUGAUUUUAGUUGUGAUUAUUGCUUUUAUUUGUACAUUAUAACAUUUUUAAACAAAACUUUGUUGGAUCUCUGUUCCUUACUACCUAAUUGUUUUCUGGAGUCCCAUAUCAUUCUUAUCAUUCCCCAAAAUUCUUCCACUCAGUUUAGCAUUCUCCUAAAUUCAUCUAAAUGAUUACUCAAUUCUCCAAUGUAAUUUAAACUACACUUACAGUGAAAUAAAACGAAUCAUUAAUCAAACUUUGAUUCAAUUUAACGAAGCACAUUGAAACUUUCAUCUGAUUAGCCUAUUGGAGAAACUCUUUUGUAUACAUUAAAGGAGGACAAACAGUGACACAUCGCGAAUGAUAAUUAUAAGGUGACUAUAAGCUUAAACCUACUCUGUUACUGGAGAAUACGAAUGGUAUAUAUAGGAUCAAGCACGUGAAAAAAAGUUAAUGGAAAGGAAUUAGACAAUUAGUUAAAUAUAACUUUCAUAAUAUUACGCGUUCGUCUCUUUAAGCUCCUAUAUAUACAGAACUUAGCAAAGCAAAAAAAAACAGUACAUAUACAAAACAACACACUCAAUCAACACAUACAUUUGAUCCGCAUAGAACGCCAACGAACCGGGAAGAUUGAACUUGUUAGAAUUAGUUUACCUAUUAAUACAUUCAGCAAAAAAAAAGACCGUUGACCCAUGCCGAACACCGCUUCAAGGUGAAGAUCGACUGUGUAAGGACGUAAACAUAAAGAGCGGCUUUGCAACAAUAAAUAACGGCAUUAAAUUUUCGGACGAUUAUUACAUGUAACACAAACAAACAACGCUCACUAAUUCCUUUGUAUUUCUAUUAGCGAGAAGCGCAUAAGCGAAGAAGUUUGAAGCAAAAUAUUUAAUUUAGAAAAUAAAUGUAUUUAGAAAAAGAUAAGACAUCCGAUAUAUCAUA